AUAAACGGGUCUCUUACGGCAAAAGCAAGCAGGAAAAGAUAUUGGGCAUGCAGCACAUUAUUAUCUUACCGUCUGCAGAUAAUUUUCCUAGGAACAAAGAAAAACAAAAAAAGCAAACUGGUAACGUGCGGGAAGGGUCUGCCAUCUGCUCGGGCGCGUCGUCCGGGCAGUGAAGGUCCAAGAAAGCUGGUGAAGACUCUUCUUCGCUGCUUCAGCCCCGAGAAGAGCGGAAGAAAAGUGAAGCAGGGAAACGCGCCUGCCGGAGUCGAUCUCCAUGGAUUCGACCGUCAGCCGUCGCCUCCAGGCUAUCCAAGGCCACAUCUCCUCGUCUCCGGCACAAGUCCGUGCGGCACCGGCCGCGGGAGAGUUCGUUUCUGACCAGGGCUAUAGUGUCGUUCUUCCUGAAAAGUUGCACACAGGGAAGUGGAAUGUGUACAGGUCUGCUUAUUCCCCUUUGAAGCUUGUUACCAGAUUUGCUGACCAUCCUGAGAUUGGGACCUUGCAUGAUAACUUUGUGCAUGCUGUUGAGGCUUUCCAAAACUACAAGUACUUGGGCACAAGAAUUCGGAUGGAUGGUACUGUUGGCGAAUACAAAUGGAUGACAUAUGGAGAAGCAGGAACUGCAAGGACUGCAAUUGGCUCUGGGCUGAUAUACCAUGGGAUUCCAAAAGGGGCAUUUGUUGGAUUAUACUUCAUCAACAGGCCAGAGUGGAUGAUUGUGGAUCAUGCCUGCUCUGCAUAUUCUUUUGUAUCAGUUCCUUUAUAUGAUACCCUUGGCCCUGAUGCUGUUAAAUACAUAACCAACCAUGCUAGCAUACAAGCCAUCUUUUGUACACCUCAAACAAUGGACACUUUGUUGAGCUUCCUAUCUGAGAUUCCAUCUGUCCGCCUCAUAGUGGUUGUUGGAGUGGUGGAUGAGCUCAUGCCACCUCUUCCAUCUUCAACCGGCAUCCAGAUCGUAUCUUACUCAAAAUUGCUUAAUCAGGGUCAAUGUAACCUGCUACAAUUUCGUCCUCCAAAGCCUGAAGAUAUUGCAACAGUAUGCUAUACUAGUGGAACGACUGGCACACCAAAGGGAGUUGUACUAUCGCAUGGAAACUUGAUUGCAAAUGUUGCUGGUUCAUCUCUUAGAACUGAAUUUUACUCGUCAGAUGUAUAUAUUUCAUAUCUGCCACUGGCUCACAUAUAUGAGCGGUGCAACCAAAUUAUCACAGUGUAUUCUGGAUGUGCUGUUGGCUUCUAUCAAGGGGACAAUAUGAAGCUAAUGGAUGACUUGGCAGUACUUAGACCAACACUCUUUUUUAGUGUGCCCAGACUAUAUAACCGAAUCUAUUCCGGGAUCAUGAAUGCUGUUAAAUCAUCCGGAGCCUUAAGAGAAAGGCUGUUCAAUGCUGCCUUCAAUGCUAAGAAGCGCGCAAUUAUGAAUGGUAAAACACCAUCACCUGUGUGGGAUCAACUUGUAUUUAAUAAAAUUAAGGCAAAACUUGGAGGACGUGUGCGUUUUAUGGGUUCUGGUGCUUCACCUUUGUCUCCAGAUAUCUUGGAUUUCUUGAGAGUGUGCUUUGGCGGUCAGGUACUGGAAGGUUAUGGAAUGACAGAGAGUGCUUGCGUCAUAACUUCAAUGGAUGUUGGCGACUUUUUGACUGGUCAUGUUGGGUCUCCCAAUCCUUCUUGUGAGGUGAAGCUUGUGGAUGUUCCAGAAAUGAAUUACACAACUGAUGAUAAGCCUUAUCCUCGUGGUGAGAUCUGUGUUAGAGGUCCUAUUAUUUUCCAAGGCUACUACAAAGAUGAAACACAAACGAGGGAGGCAAUUGAUGAUGAUCAUUGGCUUCAUACUGGGGAUAUUGGAGUAUGGUUACCUGGAGGACGUCUAAAGAUUAUUGACAGGAAAAAAAAUAUCUUCAAGUUGGCACAAGGAGAGUACAUAGCUCCCGAGAAGAUUGAAAAUGUGUAUGCCAAGUGCAACUAUGUCAGCCAGUGCUUUGUAUAUGGGGAUAGCCUGAACUCAAGUUUGGUAGCCGUUGUAGCUGUUGAACUAGAUACCUUAAAGGCUUGGGCUUCUUCUGAAGGCAUCAAGUGCGAUGAUGUUCAACAGUUAUGCUAUAAUCCAAGAGCCAAGGCAGUUGUACUUGCUGCAAUGGAUGCAGUCGGAAUGGAAGCUCAGUUAAGAGGAUUUGAGUUUGCCAAAGCAGUGACUUUAGUUCCAGAACCUUUCUCCUUGGAGAACGGUCUUCUCACCCCAACAUUCAAGAUUAAGAGACCACAGGCAAAAGCAUAUUUUGCAAGGGCCAUAUCAGAUAUGUAUAAUGAGCUAUCAGUUGCUGAUGCAUCAACGAAGAAAGCCUUGUGAUUCAAAUUAACAUUAUAGAUUGCUGUGGAGUCUCAGCUUUAUAUGUCUAGGAUCAUUGAUUAUUCAUUAUGGGAAGCUUCAUUCCUGAUUGACUGGUCAUGUUCAUCCACAGUGAGGAUGUGAGAUGCAUGAGGUGGGAGAUGUCAUUUUGAUCGGAUCAUUUGUCAAAUCAAUAAAUAAAUGGAACUUUACAGGUGCUUUCA
Molecule: messenger RNA, 2553 nt
Organism: Nymphaea colorata (pocket water lily)
Lineage: Eukaryota; Viridiplantae; Streptophyta; Magnoliopsida; Nymphaeales; Nymphaeaceae
Product: long chain acyl-CoA synthetase 6, peroxisomal-like
Exons: 23
Coding region: 275-2350 (691 amino acids)
Biological process (GO): fatty acid metabolic process
Cellular component (GO): membrane; endoplasmic reticulum
Molecular function (GO): long-chain fatty acid-CoA ligase activity
Source: RefSeq, a predicted model, not a curated record